Molecule: messenger RNA, 1035 nt
Organism: Tachysurus vachellii
Lineage: Eukaryota; Metazoa; Chordata; Actinopteri; Siluriformes; Bagridae
Product: olfactory receptor 1E16-like
Exons: 2
Coding region: 1-1035 (344 amino acids)
Biological process (GO): G protein-coupled receptor signaling pathway
Cellular component (GO): membrane
Molecular function (GO): G protein-coupled receptor activity; olfactory receptor activity
Source: RefSeq, a predicted model, not a curated record
AUGACUCUUACGCUGCCUGUACUCUCUGCAAAUGUGACAUUUGUUCGUCCUUCUACUUUCUAUAUCAAUGGAUUUUCCAAUAUUCAGCACACAAAGUACUACUAUAUAUUUCUCUCUAUUGUCUAUGCAGUGACAAUUGUAGGGAAUUCUUUUAUAAUGUGUACCAUUUAUCUAACACGUGCCCUCCAUACAGCAAAGUACAUUGCUGUGUUUAACCUGGCUCUGUCUGAUUUAGGUGGCAGCUCUGCUCUUAUUCCAAAGCUUAUUGAUACUUUUCUGUUUGGGAAUCAAUUCAUAUCAUAUGAAGACUGUCUGGCAAACAUGUUUUUUGUCUUAAUCUUCAUGACCUCGCAAUCUCUUACCCUGCUUGUUAUGGCCUAUGACAGGGUAGUUGCUAUAUGUUUUCCUUUAAGGUAUAAUGCUAUUGUUACCAAAGCAGCAAUGACUUUACUCAUUGUUAUUACCUGGAUUAUCUCUAUAAUGAUUAUCGCUCUACUUGUAGCUCUGAUAACCAGGCUGUCUUUCUGUAGAUCUACAGUCAUCAACAGCUACUUCUGUGAUCAUGGUCCAAUCUAUGUAUUAGCUUGCAAUGACAACAUUAUAAAUCGUGUCAUGGCUGUACUCUCUUUUGCUUUGCUGGCUUGUCUUCCAUUGAUGUUAAUCUCUGUCUCAUAUAUUUGUAUUGGCAUUGCCUUGAUGAAUAUCUCACAUGGUUUUGAGCGGAAAAAAGCCAUGAAAACCUGUACCUCCCACCUUAUUUUAGUGGCUUUAUUUUAUCUGCCAUUUUUUGGCACCAAUGUGGCAGCUCUUACAUCGUCUAUAACUGUCAAUGAUCGGAUAAUCAAUUCUACUCUGACACAGGCUAUUCCACCCAUGUUAAACCCCAUUAUAUAUACUUUAAAGACAGAGGAGGUCAUGCAUGCUGUUAAAGUGCUCUACAAACGGGUCAAAGCAGCAGUGAUGUGUGGUGUGAGCAGUGGACAGGUAGUUUACCCAAGGGGUCGCCUGUACUACCUGACAACCCUUGAGAUGUAG